Colletotrichum scovillei is the source of this 792-nucleotide messenger RNA. RefSeq lists its product as uncharacterized. Gene Ontology annotation, molecular function: phosphatidylserine decarboxylase activity. Gene Ontology annotation, biological process: phospholipid biosynthetic process. The transcript is spliced from 2 exons. The record is from RefSeq and is a predicted model, not a curated record. The coding region runs from base 1 to 792 and encodes 263 amino acids. NCBI's taxonomy places the organism in Eukaryota, Fungi, Ascomycota, Sordariomycetes, Glomerellales, Glomerellaceae.
AUGUCUCCGAAAUCUUCUCUGCCCGACCCUGCCCCCUUCCCUCUGUCUUCCAAAAUAGAUCCAUGGAUACAAACGAAUCUCGUCGAGAAUAUCUUCGAUGGCAACCUGACCCUCUUACAAGAUGCCGUGAACGCAGCAACUGCUCACGGUAUUCCUCAGUUGAGAGAUUGGGGCAUCAAGGACGCUGAUACCUUCCUCCGAUUCCUCAGUGCCAUGCUGAACUGGGUGCCCUCGGAAGUCUGCAGCGGAAAGCUCAUCUACAACACGUUCUGCGUACUCUACUUUGUCCUCGACCAGAGCCCCAUCAACCUGAAGCCUCAUCGUAGCUACAACUCGCCAUAUGCCCAAGCGAAGCAGAAGGCGGGUGAUGGAGAGAACAGCACUCUAAGUAUGCCCGAUGAGGCCGGGUACCAAUUCCUCCAAGCCCGAGGUUGUGUCAUCAUCAAGAAUCCCCUUCUCGGCUACGUCGCUGUGCUGCCCAUCGGUAUGGCCCAGGUUUCCUCGGUCAAUCUUGUGUGGCAGCCUGGACCGGGACAGCAAUACCCAAUCCAGCCGAAUGUGAACAUCAACAAGGGCGACGAGAUAUCUCACUUCGAGUUUGGAGGUUCCGACAUCAUCCUUGUGUUCCAGCAGGACGCCCAGGUUCACAUUCUAGGUGCCCAAGGUCAGGCUGCGGAUGGCACGCCUACGAGCAAGCAGAAGUACCUGGUUGGCAUGCCCUUGGGUUAUUCGACAAAGGGCCUCGUUCCUUCUUCGAAUGGUCACAGAAAUGGAGUAUCCAAUGGGCAUUGA